AUGGCCGUCCGCACUCAGGAGGAGAUGUGCAGGCACUUUCUGCCAAUCCUUCGGGACAAAGGCACCAGGAUCAAGAAGAAUGGCAUGCGCUUGGCAAGGCCGGCGCGACCCAAUGAGGAGGUGUUGACGAUCGUGAACGGCGAGGUCGUGGCAAGGACAAACGCCACACACAGUGGCAGCAUGGUCAUUCGCCAGGACGGGGAAUCAGCCGACCACGAGUUCUACCUUUUGGACCCAGCAAAGUUUGCCAAGAAUUACGACUUACCGGGCAUUGAUCCUUGGACGCCGCUUUAG
Molecule: messenger RNA, 294 nt
Organism: Durusdinium trenchii
Lineage: Eukaryota; Dinophyceae; Suessiales; Symbiodiniaceae
Source: the annotation of a GenBank genome assembly